CCGAGGCAACCUGCACAAACAAGAUGGCGUCGCGUGGGCCGAGCCCGACGAGGGCAGGGAUCUAGAGCUGUCUAAGGUAUAAACCAUGAGUUCUCCUCUUUCCUCCCUGGGAAAGCACCGCAGAGUCCCACUGCAGCUACAGAGGCCAGGGAAAAGGACAGUGCCAUUUAAACUGAGUGCCUACAAUGAGGAUGAAGCUGAGCUGCUGAAUGACAUCCUGUCUCCUAGAACAAAGUUUCCAGUGCAAGACAUUUCCCCUUCCUGCUCAAAAGAAACAGCAACAAAAACAAGUACCCAUGGAGCAGCUCCGACUGACAUGGAGCUCAUGUCCUCCAUGAUGCAAAAAAUUGCUUUGUUGGAACAAAAAACAAAGAGCCAAGCACAAGAAAUCCAGCUGAAGGCUAGAAAGAUUGCUGAACUUGAGAAGCAGGUGCAGAUCCUUCAGAAAGGAAAAGAUUCCCCGGAGUCAAGCAGAAUAGAGGAGCUGGAGGUGAAGUGUCUUCAGCUGCAGAAUCAGGUCUGGGAAAUGGAGCGGUUUCUGAAUGAUUAUGGAUUGAUUUGGGUUGGAGAGAGGAAUGAACAGCUGGAAGAGUUGAAAUCAUUGAAGAAGCAGGAAAAUCAGCCAUCAAGAGGUCUCUGGAAACCAGGUGACUCAGCUGUUUCCAAGAAUCCGAUCAAUUUUGAUUUAAUUUUGGAAAACCUGAAAGAUUUAAACAUGCUGGCUGGGGAAGGUGUGUCUCAAAUUGAACGCACAGCAGGAGGUGCUAGACUGAGGCAACCCGAAUCGAUAGCCCUCACUUUUUAUCAGAAUGGGAUAGUCAUGUUCAAUGGACCUUUCCGGUCGUACAAGGAGCCAUCCACGCAGCAAUGUCUUCAGGAUAUCAUGGAUGGCUAUUUUCCCUCAGAGCUACAGACGCGCUACCCGGAUGGCGUUCCUUUUCAGGUCACUGACAGGAGAGACGUUUUCUUUCGGGAGAGGCAGCUACCAGAGAACUUUCCUGGCCAGGGGCAGGUAAUUGGCCAUUCGAGGUCAAGUGAGGUAAAGGAAACCAGUGAGAUCCCAGGUCCCAAGCUCUCACUGGAGCAGUUUCUGAACAAACUUCCUAAAUCCUUGAUCCGGGAGGGACAAGUGAUUGAUAUCCGAGGGCCAAUCAAAGAAACUCUGCAGGGCUCUGAUGGGACACAUAGCAAUGAAGUGAUCCUGGUGGAAACGCCCAGCCUUAAAGCAAUGAAGGAGAGGUUGAAGGCAGACGAACAGGGCCAGCCUCCAGCCCCCAACAUCUCCACUCUCCGGAUAAAAUCUGAGAAUGGGGAGCAGACGUACAUUGUAAAAAUGCUCUUCACGGAGACCAUAGGAGACCUGCGCCGGCACCUCGCCCAGAGCAGGGGUGGAGAACCACAGCCGUAUGAGAUCAUCAGCACCUUUCCCCAGAGAGUGUAUGCUGACAACUUCAUGACCCUGCAGGAGUGUGGACUGAUUCCCAAUGCCUCCCUUCUACUGCGGGAAAAGCUCUCUUUGGCCAGGGAGGGACAGGGCCAUAGAUAGUUUAAUAGCUUCAACUGAGCCAGUUGGCCUUGCAACUGCUACUUCACAUGAAGCAAUUUGCUUUCCUCCCCACCCAUCCACUUCUCCAUCAUGGGCUCUACGAUAAGGCACGAGGAAGGAACAACCUUGCACAAUCUGAUAAGCUGCAACCUCUCCCUUAAUCAAGGGGGAAGGAGGGUGGGGUGGUCUUUCCAGAUUCAGUUGAACUGCAUUGUUACCUGGGCUUACCACCUCCUGUAGGCAAAGCAAGGGGGAGAAAUAGCCCUGGAGAUCUCGCCACCCCCCUGCACUGUUGGUGAAAGAACUGUGAUGACACAAGGCCACACACCCUGCCAGUCUGGAUCCUAGCAGCCUCUGGGGGCUGCCGUUAGGGCCUCCUGGGCCUGUGGCCUCAUCACAUGGCAGCCUACCUCUGUAAAUAUUUCCUUGGGGGACUUGUAUCCAAGCUGGGUUUCUCUCCACCUUUGCUGAAAGUCACGAGCUUUUUGCUCCUCAGAGGUUGCAGUGAGUUCAAUUCAACACCUGUGCCCUCACCCGCAGGUCCCUUAUAUCUACGCUGCAGUAAAAAAAACUGGCACCAAUCUCAGAGCUGACAUCAAUUCAGUUGGGCUCGGGAUGUGGGGCUGCAACUAGCAGCAUAGAUGAUCAAGUGGGGCCUGGAGCUGGGGCACUGAGACCCCCCACCCCUUUGUGGGGUUCCAGAGCCCAGGCUCCAGCCCAAGCCUGAAUGUCUACACUGCAAUCUUUAGGCAGCUGAGCCAGGCCAGACACGGCCAUACCCUGCUCUUUUAUUGCGGCGUAAACAGCCUUCGAGAAGUAAGUCUAUAUACAGCAUAGGUGAAAUGCUGUAAGGGUCCUCCCAGCUCGGUUACAGUGCAGUUUCCACAUGGAUCUGCUCUCUUUGUUAGGGCUAGAGUCUGAUCUCACAGUGGUGUACAAACAAGCUUAACUAUUAAAGUCAAUAGGGUUAUACUGGACUGAGUGGAAUCAGGCUCUGAGUCAUUUGCAGCACUGAGCCGCAGCCAGAGCCACUCCAGCGAGGAGGUGCCAAUCCUUACAUUUCCUCUACAUGAAAUGCGUCUUCCUUUAAACAGACCCCAAGUGUCCAAUGUUAACAGCCUACAAAUCUGUAUGGCUGAGUCUGAUCCCCAUAGUGCCAACCUCUGCCUUCCCCCCAGUCGCUGGCCCUGCAGCAAACAAAUGCUGUCACAUGAGACCUACCUCCCCAUUUCUGUCCUGUGUUAGGGCCCAGUUCUCAGGCUUUGUACCAUGUUGUCAUUUA
Molecule: messenger RNA, 2828 nt
Organism: Chelonoidis abingdonii (Abingdon island giant tortoise)
Lineage: Eukaryota; Metazoa; Chordata; Testudines; Testudinidae
Gene: UBXN11
Product: UBX domain protein 11
Biological process (GO): proteasome-mediated ubiquitin-dependent protein catabolic process
Molecular function (GO): ubiquitin binding
Source: RefSeq, a predicted model, not a curated record